Molecule: messenger RNA, 1254 nt
Organism: Linepithema humile (Argentine ant)
Lineage: Eukaryota; Metazoa; Arthropoda; Insecta; Hymenoptera; Formicidae
Source: RefSeq, a predicted model, not a curated record
AUGGCCUAUGUUGGCCCAUUGGGAUACAUCAAGAAUUUGGUUGAGCAUCGGCGUGAUGGUAUAAAAGAUGAAGUACGCGAAGCGAUUCUCGUGGCCUUUAAUACUAUCACACCGAAAAUGGCGCACCGUGCGACGCGCAAUAUUGUUGAUAUUCACUUACCGGAUAUACAGAUUUCCACAGAAACAUGGGUCACUCUGAUUGAGCAAUUUUUAAUGUUGAUUCUUAUAAUCGGCCGAUGGAUGUUACCGAAAGGCGAUUUAACUCGCGAUCAACUGAGCCAACUUCUAUUAGUCUACAUUGGCACCGCAGCUGACAUUAUCGAAUUCUUUGAUUCUUUCAAGGAAGAUAGGAUAGCGAGGGAACCCGUCCUCGUGUACCUGACUUUGGGUAUCUGGGCGUGGUCCUUAAUGCAAUUCACAGUUGUGUUAACUGCCACCAAGUCUAGGAAGUCUAGAUUGUCAUCCGGAGGCAUUACUAGGAAAAAGAUUCGAACAGAAACCAGUUGUUGCAGUAUUGAUGUAUGGGGAAUUGCCUUGAACAUGAUCCUUCAGGACGGACCAUUUCUGACAUUUCGCUUGAUAUUGAUAAUCCACUAUCAGAUAGUCAGUUACAUGAACAUAUUCUUCACAUGCAAGAAUACGCUUGUGAUAUUGCUACAGUUGUAUCGACUUUAUGUGGUACAAAGUGAAAAUAAGGAUAAACGAACAAACAAGAAAUAUAACAAAAUAAAAAUGUCAAAUAUCAGUAUUAUUUCCAGAGAUGACAUAUAUAAAGAUGUAAGAAUGAAAACUUUGCGAGAUAAUAAUAGGUAUAAAAGUCAUCAUGAUAAGGACAUGGAAGCGAAUUAUAGCGAUACCGAGGACUCUAUGGAGGAUAUCGAUAAAUUCGAUUUAUCUCCUAAAAAUGUUACUUAUUUCAAACGGAGAAAUCGCCAAGAUACUGGAUAUUCAACGUCAAGUUCUCGCAAUUCUAGCAAGCAGGACAAGUCACAAAAGCGAGAAGGAAGAAAAUUGUCACAUAGAGAAGAAAUGAGAUGUGGUGUUUUUGAAAAUGAAAAAUAUAAGAGCAGAAGAGACAGAAAGUUUUAUGAAAAAAGUAAAAAAAAAUCAACGAAGAACAAGGAUGACGAUGAUUCUUUAACCGAAAAAAGCUUUAACCGAAAGUUUGACAUCGAAAAUGAAUCUUCUAAUGAGAAGCUGACUGAAAGUAAAACUGUAAGCGAAGACAGUGAAUUGGACUCUAAUAGAAGGUAA